Molecule: messenger RNA, 1242 nt
Organism: Rhodotorula toruloides NP11
Lineage: Eukaryota; Fungi; Basidiomycota; Microbotryomycetes; Sporidiobolales; Sporidiobolaceae
Exons: 3
Coding region: 1-1242 (413 amino acids)
Source: RefSeq, a predicted model, not a curated record
AUGGACGAAGCUUCCGAGGCUUCAACUAGCGGGCACGCGUGUCCAGGCUCUCCCUCGACUUCCGGCCCGCGCAAAGUCCCCCGACUCGAUUCUCCCGCACCCAGCAUAGCACGCGUUGCGACGGCUCCUCCGCUGCCAGCUGAGCUCGUGUGGAUUAUCGUCGACCUUGUUUGGCACGCCUUUCCGCGAGGCAAAGCCAAGCAUGCCCUCUGCAAGAUCGCGAGGGUUUCACGGAUCUGGCGCGCUCCGGCUCAAUACAUCAUCUUCCACCACAUCACGGUCCGAUCAAGGGACGACUUGACGCGCGUUGCCUACAGCCUGAGAUCAAGCAAGACGACCGGCUGUCUGGUCUAUUUCAUCUCGUUUCGGCUGCUGGACUCGGGAAUCGUGUCGCAGAGGAACCUCGUGUACCUGUACAAUCUCUGCUCCGCACUUGUGCGACUCCAACUGACAGGGGAUUACCAUACUGUUGAGGAGCUUCUCUGGAGCCUCCCUGGAUCCCGUGCGUCCCGACACAUCGCAUAUCUCGAGCUUAUCUUUAUACAAUCCCCUCGCCCGGAUGACCUGAGUCGUCGCCCUUACCUUCGCAUUGCGGAGUUUCCUUCCCUCCAGCGCUGGUACAUUACCGCCCCAGACUCUAUCGCCAUGAUCGGGUUCUGCGAAUCCGGCAAGCUAUACCUCAAGCACCUGUCGCUCGGCUCGCUCCGCAAAAACCGCUACCGCACGGAUGCAUUUGCCUGGUUUGCCAAGGUAGUCGACAGUUCGCGUCUCAAGACCUGUUCAGCCCCGCUUCGCCGCCUUGCCGACCACCUGAAUAAGGCCUUGCGCGUCGGCAAAAGCCUAAAGGAGCUGUACCUCCUCGACGUCUUGCACGAGGACAUUCCCGACAAGGUCAUUGCCUACGUCAACUCGCCCGUCCUGCGCCUUCUUACCAUCUCCACAGCUUCGAGCGCCGACUCCACAUGCGUCAAAGGCAGACCCCUUCAAACCCUCCUCGAAGCCCUCGCCCCGCCAGGCAACAAGAGGCCGGCGCUUGAGAUCGUCAUCCUCGACUUUCCCUUUGACCAAUCCAAUUCGAGCCGGUGGAUCUGGAAGACCUUUCUCUGCUGGGCGGGGCGGACCUCAUUGCGCGAGAUUCGCCGAUACGACCCGGACGACAGUAAGGUCGUGCAGACUUGGAGGAAGAAAGGGAGUGCUGCGUCACCUGCGUGGAGGCUUCACAACGAGGAACGGAUGCGAUGA